AUGCCAAAUAUUCAAAGAGUUGGUAAAGAAUGGGAUAUAUCAAUAGAAUUUGAAUAUAAAGGAUUAACCAAAUAUAUGAUCCCCUCACCUGAAAUGGAAUUAAAUAUAGAAUUAAUAUUAAAUGGUCAACAAAUAUUUGAAAAUCAAAAUUUCCUUAAAAACUUUGCAAGUUGUUUUUUUAUAUUUUUUAAAUCAAUGAAUUAUGAUUUUAAACUUGAAUUUAAUUCUAAAAAAUCAAUAACUUUUAUAUUAAUUAAUAAAAUAAAUUAUCAACUGAUCCCCAAUAAAAAUGAAUUAAAAAGACAUGAUUUAAAAAUAAGUCUUAUUGGAAAAAAUCAAAUUAAUUUUAGAAAUCUUAUAAAAGAAAUUAAUGAAUUAUUAAUUAUAUGGUUAUCAGAUUUAGAUUUAAAAUCUCCAUUAAUUUUUUCAAAAAUUUUAAGAGAUAGUUUUUUAAUACAUUUAGGUAAAAAUAAUAAUUAUAAAAAUGAAUAUAAUUAUAUAAAAGAUAUUGUAAAUAAUCAUAAAUCAACUACUUGUUUAUAUAAUUUAGUAAAAAAUCCUAAAAUUAUGUCAAUCUUAAUUAAAGAAUAUAAAGUUUCUCCAAUUUUAAAUAUUUUAAAACUUAUUGAAAAAUAA
This is a messenger RNA of Lodderomyces pseudojiufengensis, 636 nucleotides long. RefSeq lists its product as uncharacterized. The transcript has a single exon. The record is from RefSeq and is a predicted model, not a curated record. Lineage: Eukaryota; Fungi; Ascomycota; Pichiomycetes; Serinales; Debaryomycetaceae. The coding region runs from base 1 to 636 and encodes 211 amino acids.